AUGACCCUGUCGUUUGCUUUGAGUAUUGUAGCCCCCGGUUCUGGUAUUACAACCCCAUCCACUUUGAAGAGGAUGACCACCAACGCUCAAACAAAGUGGGCAAUUCUUUUUCGGGAUGAACCCUACAACAACGACUAUCUAUGGGUUAAGCGUCUGGGACAGGGUGCGUUUGCUCGAGCUGAUCUGGUGAGGGCCAUGAAUGGCCGUCUGGAAGUAAGGAAGCUCCUUCACCAACCGGCGUUUGUCGACGCGCGCAUGGAUACUAUCAAGGCCGAGAUCUUGACCAUGAUCGACAUCCGACAAGCAUGUCCCAGCCCCGAUCUGGCCCUCGCCAGGCUCAACUCUGCCGGCUUUACAAGCGGCAUCAGUGAUCAAGGGCGAAACAAUGGCGACCGCAAUGUGGGUUACUGGAAGUUUUAUAACCUGGGGAGCUGUCUAGAUCUCAUGCAGCUCACAAGCAGAUUGGAUCUGUACAUACCCAGCGCUUUCGCCGCUGGACUUGUGGCAGACUGUCUAUUCGGUCUUGAGAAUCUGCUCCACACCGGGAAAACGCACAACGACCUCUACCCGCGCAACAUAUUCCUGAACGCGAGGGACCUGAGCGGAUGCAGCGUUGUUGAGGGAGUCAUUGGUGAUUUCGGGUUGUGCGCCACCUUGCCCCAUCCCCCUCACAUGCGUCGAGUCUGUGACAUGAAGACUGACCUUCUCGCACUGAGCAAGUGUGUCAAAUUCCUAGCAGAGAACCGCAGGCCGGCUUUGGAGAUAGAGUUGAUCCAGGUGAGCAUGGAAGUAAUCCAGCAGCCUUUAUAUCCACCAGACAGCCCGGAGAAGCAGCGAGACGAGUGUCGCUGGUGGAAGAUACAGUCCAUCCUCGACCUGUACGUCAGCCAGUGGACGAAUCCUUCAACGACCAUCUCGACGUUCAUCGAUGGCAUCACGGCGUUUACCGAACUCAAGCAAGAAGCGUCAAGGGAUUUCCGCACGGCCAUCGAGUCGACGACGUUUGCCACCGUCCUCCAGGGCAUCGCCGACGAGACCGUCGAUGCAGUACCGACCUUGUUCGAUUCGUUCGAAGACCUGCGUCGCGUUGCGGAGCAGGAGUUCAAGGGCGAGAUGAUUCAGACGGUGAAGAUUUUGACAUCGCCGCUACUCCGCCUUCCUGCUGAGCUUCGGCUGCGUAUAUACGAGCUCCUUCUCGACGUCGGACAGAUCAGCAUUGACUACCGAGUUUGGACUCCACAUACCAAGGCGCGACCGGGCUUCUACUGUCGAACCUUGGCAUCCGACGCCGAUCCAUGGGCCUCGCCACCGGCACACCACAGAGAAGUAGUCUGCUGGGAUCCUGCCCUGCGUGGACAUGACGCAUCCGGGGGUCGUGGCGCCGGCAAAGUCGCCAAAACAGGUGCAACCUCGGGCGGCGUGACGUUGCUGUCGGGCGUGUGUCGGCAGCUGUACCACGAAACCGCCACCCUCCCCUUCCAGCUCAAUACUUGGUCCUUCCACAGUCCGCGGCUGAUGAACCGAUACCUGAAGGAGCGGAGGAUGACGCUGAAGCAGAGACGGGCCGUCAAGAUCCUCAUCGUCAAGGAGAAGCCGUCCAAGGCCGUAGAAAACAUGUUUGGCUGCCUGCAGGUCGUCGCUUGGCGUGACGAGGCCAAAGUUCGACUGAUCCGAGAGCGCUGUCAGUAG
This is a messenger RNA of Pyricularia pennisetigena, 1689 nucleotides long. RefSeq lists its product as uncharacterized. The record is from RefSeq and is a predicted model, not a curated record. The transcript is spliced from 3 exons. Lineage: Eukaryota; Fungi; Ascomycota; Sordariomycetes; Magnaporthales; Pyriculariaceae. Gene Ontology annotation, biological process: protein phosphorylation. Gene Ontology annotation, molecular function: ATP binding; protein kinase activity. Bases 1 to 1689 code for a protein of 562 amino acids.